AUGGGCGAGGGAGGCAUCUUCCAGACAGGACAACAGAGUACAGGCGUAUCGCGUAUUAGCCAGCCCAGCUCAACUGCCCAACUGCCGUCAUUGCCAACUUCCCCCAUCAAUCGCAGACAACGGCCCCUCUGUUAUAUUAUAAUUUGCCUUUUCAACGCCCGACGUCCCCACUUUUCCGCAUUUCUCGGGCCAAGUGCCACUCCGUCCCUACAUCAAACAUUUCCCACUCGAAAACACCGCAAGCCCACCUCCACUCCUACCACCACUACCACUCCCACCACCACCACCACCACCACCACCACCACUACCACCACCACCACUACGAGGAUCUCCCUGCGGUCCAUCCUAAUACAACAGAUCGACCCGUCCAUUGUUGUCGCUGCUGGAUCGCCGGAAGGAGGAGUUGCGCCGAACAAACAAACCAGAAUACCCGGCUUGGACAACAACGACAACGUCAACAACGACGACAACGGACCAACGACCCGAGGAAGCGAGAAGAGGAGGACUGUCCGUAUACGUGACGGUAAUCACGCGGCAAGAGUCUUAAUUUUGGAGGCUCUCAGGCGGAGUUUAAAGAACGACAAGGACCGAGUCAACCACAUCUCCAUCACCCCCAAAUCCGCAGUCGCCAUCGUGCCGCCGAAGAAGGUAAUCCGCGCUCUUUACGACUACGAGGCUCAAUCCAACCAGGAACUAUCCUUCACGAAAGGCGACUUCUUCCACGUUAUCGGGAGGGAAAAUGAUUCCGACUGGUACGAGGCCUGCAACCCCGCGGUUCCAGACGCGCGGGGGCUGGUCCCCGUCGCGUUCUUCCAGGCCUUAGGAAAGACGGAGAGGGACAGCGGACAUUCCGAUCUUUCACCACAGGCGGUCAGAGCACCCGAUCACGACUCGGGAUACUCCGAUACCUCUGCAACGUUAGUAGGGACCGAUACGGCGCGAUCAUCCAAGACGACGAUGGGGAAGGGCUCUGGCGCCAUGGUGUACGGAAUCGUCAUGUAUGACUUUGCAGCAGAGAGGCCCGACGAGCUGGAUGCGAGGGCGGGGGAGGCCAUAAUUGUGAUUGCGCAGUCGAAUCCGGAAUGGUUUGUUGCGAAACCGAUCGGGAGACUAGGAGGGCCGGGUCUGAUUCCGGUCUCAUUCAUCGAGAUACGGGAUAUGGGAUCUGGACAGGCGGUCACGGAUGCUUCAGAGGCAGUUCAGAGGGCAGGCGUGCCGAAGGUUGAGGAGUGGAAGAAGAUGGCUGCGGAAUACAAGAACUCGAGUAUCACUCUGGGGAAGUUCGAGGGCGCGGACGUGCAGCAGGGCUUGGAGCAGGGGAUGGACCGCUUGAGUCUGCAGCAAGGCCAGAAGCAAAAUGGAUACCCGCAACAGCAGAUGCGACAAUCGCAGCAGUCCCGAAGCACGCAGCAACAGCACUCCAAAUCAGGAUCGGAACUUUACGCUCCGAUAUCUGCAAAGAUUCCCCGGUAUUGUUUUGCGGAAGACAAGUACUGGUUUGUCAUUGAAGCGGCGCUGGAAGACGGACGACAUUGGGAAUUAUCGAGAUAUUACGAGGACUUUUACGAUUUUCAAAUCGCGCUUCUGACCGAAUUUCCCGCGGAGGCUGGUAACAAUAUGGGACAGAAGAGGACUUUGCCGUACAUGCCCGGACCCGUCAACUACGUAACGGAUGCCAUCACAGAAGGCAGACAGCAUAACUUGGAUGCAUACGUCAAGAACUUGCUGACGCAGCCACCUUACAUCUCGAGGUGUGCCCUGGUGAAGCAAUUCUUUGCGCCUAGAGAGGGGGAUUUUGAAAUUGACCCGGCAGCUAUAGAAGAGGAGUAUCGACUGUCGGGCGGAUCUCAGCAAUCCUCGACAGACUCGCCGACAAACGGAGCCUCGAGGCAUUCUUCCCGAGGCAAUCUGAAUGGUGGCUAUGGUGGACUGUCAGCUGCUCCCACACAUCAACGAGGACAGUCUUCACUCUCAUCGAACAACGGUGGUGGUCUCCAGCCGCGGCACACGUCCUCUCUCUCCCAACCGUCAAAUCAGUCAAUCUCCCCAGGCCUGAGCGGCCAACCGCCACCAUCCGCAAUGAAAGUCAAGAUUUACUAUGGCGACGAUCUCAUUGCGAUCCGGGUACCGACGGACAUCCAAUACCAACAACUGUAUGAGAAGAUCCGUGAGAGACUAAGGAUUGCCCCAGGCGAAGAUAUCGCCUUGUUUUACAAAGACGAGCCGAGCGGCGAGCGACCCGGUCUAUUGAGUAACAACGACCUAGACAUUGCGCUCCAGCGGAACGAUAAGCUGAUUAUCUACGUCGAGCCCAACUAA
Molecule: messenger RNA, 2319 nt
Organism: Drepanopeziza brunnea f. sp. 'multigermtubi' MB_m1
Lineage: Eukaryota; Fungi; Ascomycota; Leotiomycetes; Helotiales; Drepanopezizaceae
Source: RefSeq, a predicted model, not a curated record